Messenger RNA from Salarias fasciatus (jewelled blenny), 1042 nucleotides. RefSeq names its product zinc finger protein 239-like. The coding region runs from base 71 to 916 and encodes 281 amino acids. Gene Ontology annotation, cellular component: nucleoplasm. The record is from RefSeq and is a predicted model, not a curated record. The transcript is spliced from 2 exons. NCBI's taxonomy places the organism in Eukaryota, Metazoa, Chordata, Actinopteri, Blenniiformes, Blenniidae. Gene Ontology annotation, biological process: regulation of transcription by RNA polymerase II. Gene Ontology annotation, molecular function: RNA polymerase II cis-regulatory region sequence-specific DNA binding; DNA-binding transcription repressor activity, RNA polymerase II-specific.
AGAAGAACCAGGACUUCUACAGUUUAAAGGGGAGCAGGAGGAACCAGAACCUCCACUGAUUGAGGAGCAAAUGGAACUUGGUACCAGCCAGAAGGGAGAGCGACUUUUUCUGAAUUUUGAAAGUGAUUCCUCUAAGGUUCCCUCUUUUAAGGAGCAAAGUGACCAAAGCUUUUCCAAGCAGAGUUUUUUGAAGAUUCAUAUGAAAUCUCACACUGGUGAGAAGCCAUAUUCUUGUGAAACGUGUGGGAAAAGUUUUGUUAAAAAGAGUUAUUUGAAAAGGCACAUGAGAACUCACACUGGUGAGAAGCCGUAUUCUUGUGAAACGUGUGGGAAAAGUUUAGUUAAACUGAGUUCUUUGAAGAGUCACAUGAGAACUCACACAGGUGAGAAGCCGUAUUCUUGUGAAACGUGUGGGAAAAGUUUUGUUGAUAAGAGUUAUUUGAAAAUUCACAUGAGAACUCACACUGGUGAGAAGCCGUAUUCUUGUGAAACGUGUGGGAAAACUUUAGUUACACAGAGUUCUUUGAAGAGUCACAUGAGAACUCACACUGGUGAGAAGCCAUAUUCUUGUGAAACAUGUGCCAAAAGCUUUGACUAUCAGUGUUAUUUGAAGGUUCACAUGAGAACUCACACUGGUGAGAAGCCGUAUUCUUGUGAAUCAUGUGGCAAAGGUUUCCAUAAACGGGCUUAUUUAAAUAUUCACAUGAGAACUCACACUGGUGAGAAGCCUUAUUCUUGUGAAUCAUGUGGCAAAGGUUUCCGUAAACAGGCUUAUUUAAAUAUUCACAUGAGAACUCACACUGGUGAGAAGCCGUAUUCUUGUGAAACGUGUGGGAAAAGUUUCAGUGAACGCAGAUAUUUGAAGGUUCACAUGAGAACUCACACUGGUGAAAAGCCGUAUUCUUGUGAAACGUAGGAAAAGAUUUUCUGGUCCAAAGUUGUUGGAGAACCAUGUGAGAACUCAUAAAUGAUUGGUUUUGACAUUUGGGGUGGGAGAAAGUUGAGCCACUUUGGUAUUGGGACUUUUUUCUUAGUGCUUUUC